Papilio polytes (common Mormon) is the source of this 1637-nucleotide messenger RNA. It is a transcript of the gene CSN6, whose product is annotated as COP9 signalosome complex subunit 6. Bases 158 to 1186 code for a protein of 342 amino acids. The transcript has 6 exons. Gene Ontology annotation, biological process: protein deneddylation. Gene Ontology annotation, molecular function: protein binding; metallopeptidase activity. The record is from RefSeq and is a predicted model, not a curated record. NCBI's taxonomy places the organism in Eukaryota, Metazoa, Arthropoda, Insecta, Lepidoptera, Papilionidae. Gene Ontology annotation, cellular component: COP9 signalosome.
UGGUGACAGAUAUAAAUUAAAUUACCAUUGGUUAUUGGUUUGCCGUUUACUUGUUUCGAAAACAAAAAGUUUGCUUUGUUUUUCCUCUUCUAAAACACUGAUAUUUACACUCACAUCUUAAGUUUCAAGUGAAUCCCAAAAGUAAUUCUUUAUUACUAUGACGAGUGCGGACAGGAUUGAUUUUGAAAUGGAGGUAGAAGUGGAGAGUGCAUCAUCAGGACCUCCGGUAGAUGUGCCUAACCCAACUUCACCUGCUCCUCCGACGCCAGGCGGUAACAAAAGUGUAGUAGUUACAACUGCUACCGCUGGGUCAGUUACAGUUUCCUUGCAUCCAUUAGUUAUAAUGAAUGUCUCUGAACAUUGGACUCGUCUGCGUGCGCAAGAAGGUUCACCGCAAACCGUGGUUGGAGCACUGAUUGGUAAACAGAAGGGUCGCAACAUAGAAGUGAUGAAUUCGUUUGAGUUGGUGUUUAGUGCUAUUGAUGGUGACAUUGUUAUUGAUAGAGAAUAUUACAAUUUAAAGGAAGAGCAGUUUAAGCAGGUAUUUUCUGAUAUGGAUUUCCUUGGCUGGUAUACCACUGGUGAGGCACCCACAGAACGUGAUAUUGCAGUACACAGACAGAUAUGUGAUAUAAAUGAAUGUCCAGUGAUGCUUAUGCUCAAUCCAGCUGGUGUGAAUGGUGAACAAUUACCAGUAGUGCUAUAUGAAUCAGUGAUUGAUGUUGUGAAUGGUCGAGCAACAAUGCUGCUUGCUCCUCUCACAUACACUCUGGCUGCGGAAGAGGCGGAAAGAAUAGGAGUAGAUCAUGUGGCAAGGGUGUCUUCGGGUGAAGCAGCUCUCAACAGUUUAGUGGCGGAGCACCUGACAGCGCAGCGGUCCGCUAUCAAGAUGUUAGUGUCCCGCGUGCGCGCGGUGCUGGCGACUGUGCGCGCGAUACGUGACGGCUCGCUGCCGCCGCGACCCACGCUGCUGCGUGAGGCGCGUGCUCUCGCUAACCGCCUGCCCCUACUCACAUCGCAACAGUUCCGCACACAUUUUUAUAACCAAUGCAAUGAUGUGGCUCUGAUGACGUACCUGGGCACCAUCACCAAAGGCUGCAACGGUAUCAAUCAGUUAGUGAACAGGUUCAACGUGCUGUACGACAGGCAGGGGAUGGGUCGCCGCAUGAGGGGACUCUUCUUUUAGGGCGGUCGCUAAUAUUGUAGGAAUUAGAUGAAACGGAAACUGCUACAAAGUUAUACGUUUAAAUGAAUACUCUGUUUCCUCUAACUGUGGUCAUUAUAUGGUACAAUGUAACUGUUAAUUUCCAAUAUGACAUUUGUCGGACACUAUCUUAUUGCUAUCUCUGUUUAUUGCAAUGAGAAUGAGAUAUUUAGCAAUAUUUUAAUACAACUACAAUAUCUUCCGUCAUCAAAAGUAUAGUUCAUAUUGAAAGUUUAAAGAAAAAAUGAUUUACUAUACAUAAACUUUAUUAUCCGAGAGUAAUAUCUCCUAUUUCAUUUUGUCCCGAUUUAACGAUGCUUGUAUAGUCUGUAAUCAUUUUAAUCUUUGGAUGUGUGUACAGCCUUCAUGCGGACGACUCUCGCCAAUGACUGAAUGUUGUAAUUAAUGUUAAUAAAUGCUGGUAAUGCAUAAA